Messenger RNA from Komagataella phaffii GS115, 1563 nucleotides. RefSeq names its product ATP (CTP):tRNA-specific tRNA nucleotidyltransferase. The transcript has a single exon. The record is from RefSeq and is a predicted model, not a curated record. Gene Ontology annotation, biological process: tRNA 3'-terminal CCA addition. Gene Ontology annotation, molecular function: ATP:3'-cytidine-cytidine-tRNA adenylyltransferase activity; RNA binding. The coding region runs from base 1 to 1563 and encodes 520 amino acids. Lineage: Eukaryota; Fungi; Ascomycota; Pichiomycetes; Pichiales; Pichiaceae.
AUGUUUCGAUUUGUUCGAAGCAUGUCAAGUCAACUCUCUUCCAUCAAGUUAGACGACAAAGAGUCUCAGAUUUGCUCUCUGCUGAAGUAUUUCUGUAACCAUUAUAACACCAAACUGAGAAAACCCAAUGAACCGGAUUUGCAGCUGAGAAUUACUGGUGGUUGGGUGAGAGAUAAGCUGCUGGGGAGGUCUUCUCAUGAUAUUGACAUCGCCAUCAAUACCCUGAGUGGCGAGUCAUUUGCUGAGAAGUUGGUCUCUUUUAUCAAAGAGAAUCACAAAGACGAAAUUGAAUCAAUACUAAGUUCGUCUAUCCACAAAAUCAACAAGAAUCCAGACAAAUCCAAGCAUUUAGAAACUUGCACAACGAAACUAUACGGCAUUGACAUUGAUUUUGUCAACUUGCGGAAUGAAAAGUACACAGAGGAGAGCCGUAUACCCACCAUUGAUUAUGGUACCCCUCAGGAGGACGCUUUACGUCGAGAUGCUACACUGAACGCAUUGUUCUACAAUCUUACGACAGAUCAGAUUGAGGAUUUUACUGAGAAGGGAUUAAUCGACUUGAAACAGGGAGUUCUGCGCACUCCAUUAGAACCUUCCAAAACGUUUUUAGAUGAUCCCUUGCGUUGUUUACGGUUGAUCAGAUUUGCCUCUGUUUUUGGAUUUUCUGUCUCCGAAGAUGCCCUGCAGGCAAUGAAACAACCCAAGAUUAAAGAGGCCUUGAAUGCAAAAAUCAGUCGUGAAAGAAUAGGCGUAGAAAUCGACAAGAUUCUCGUCAGUAAGGAUCCCAUCCGUGGAUUGAAGAUCUUGAGGGAUACCAAUCUUCUUGAUGCUAUCUUCAACUUUGGGGAUUUGCAAGAUGCGGUCUAUGAACUUAAUCCAAAGGUCAGAGAGCGCUUAAAUCAAGUAUUUACUAUAUACUUACCAGAAUCUGCCUCCAAAAUAUCAAGUUUACCCCAAUUGAUCCAACAGUUUCCAGACGAUUUGAAAUCCGUUUACUCACAGCUGGAUCUUCGUGUGCUUUAUUUGAACCUACUGCUUUACCCCUUUGCUCAGUUAAGACUCAAAUUCUCCACAAAACCCACAAAGAAUACUAGAUAUGCCACCGAAAUGAUAGUAAGAGACGGUUUAAAAUACUCAAGCAAGGACUCCGAUACCGUCUCCCUAAUAGUUGACAACUACCAAGAGUUUCAGCAUCUAGUACAGAGAGAUGUGAGUACACUGCCACGAUCCGUUUUGGGAAUGGCCAUACGGAAAUACAACGGCCAAUGGGAAUUAAACCUGAUCAUCUGUCUUUUGCUCAGCAUUUUUGAGGGAGCUGACAGUAACGCCAUUGAAAAGUAUCAUUCCACAUAUCAACACAUCAAAAAUCAGGAUCUGUCCCAGGUUCACUCUUUAAGACCUCUCGUGGACGGCAAAACACUUUGCAAAGAACUAGGCAAGAAACCCGGCCCAUGGAUGAAGCCUUUGAUGGACAAGUUGCUAGUAUGGCAAUUAGACCAUCCUACAGAAGACUCCGCUUCUUACAUUUCCCGAGCCAAAACAGUUCUAGACGAGACUUUAUGA